CAUAAACCCACUGAGGUUACUAGUCGGUAGCCAAAAGGAUGGUUUUGUUUGAAAAUUGUUCUACAAUGUACAAGUAUGUAUUUUUGCCUAUAAAUAUCAAUCCAUGCAACCCUAGCUUGUCAUUCUCCAAUAGAACCAUCUUUAUUUGCCGGAAAAAGUCCCUUUAUCUCUCUGUCUUUCUCUUGGUCUACUUCUCUCAAUGCCUCAAGGCAACACAACCUUGGUUCUCACGAAUGAUUCAUCUCUUUAUGGCAAAGAUUCUCUUUCAGGAGAGGAUGGGGCAAUUCCCAUUAUUGAUUACUCCAAGCUCAUCUCUUCUGAUCCCAGCCUCCGGUCUCUGGCCGUAGAGAACUUGGGCAAAGUGUGCCUUGACUACGGCUUCUUCAUUGUGACUAACCAUGCAGUUCCUGGCAGUGUGAUUAAAGGGGUGAUAGACAAACUCUUUGAAUUCUUUGAUCAGCCUGAAAAUGAGAAGCAGAAGUAUGAGACCAAGUCUCCAAUUGAUAUGAUCAGGUCAGGGAAGGGCAACCAUAACCAUGUUAGCAGGGAGUUUAUCAAGAUGGCUGUGCAUCCUUCAGUUCAUUGCCCUCCUAAUCCAUCUGGUUUAAGUGAGAUUUUACAGGACUAUAGCAAAAAAGUAAGAGAACUGGGAAUUGAAAUACUUGGAGGGAUUUCAAGAGCUUUGGGACUUGAAGAAGACUACAUAGAGAAGAAAAUGAACUUGGAAUCAGGCUACGAUUUCUUUACUGCAAAUGACUACCCAUCGCGCCAAAAUUCUGAAAAUCGAAUUGGGCAAUUUGCUCAUGUUGAUCCUGGUCUUCUGGUCUUCAUUAUCGAGAACGUGAGUGGUGGUUUACAAGUUGAGCAUAACGGGAAGUGGCUCAAUGUAAACCUUAAGCCUGACUGGAUUUUUGUGAAUGUUGCUGAUCAUAUGGAGAUUCUUACAAAUGGAAAGUACAAGAGUGCACUUCACAGGGUGGUUGUGAACAACAAAAUUAGAAGGGUAACUUUACCAUUAUUUUUGGGACCCUCGUUGAACACAGUUGUGACUCCUGCAUCAGAAUUUAUAGACGACUGCAACCCACCUGCAUAUCGCGGCUUGACCUAUCAAGAAUAUUUGGAAUUUAAUCAGUUCCAUGUCAUUGAUGGAAAAUCAUGUCUUAAUCAGAUUCGAAUCUGAGUAUACAGUAUACAGCUUUCUUUCUCCUAUCCUAUGUGAUGUGAUGUCGUUUUGUUUUCAAAGCUUAAUAAAAGAAGAAAAGAAGCAGCAAGUCUGAUCAAGAUUUGUAUGUCUGAGUUAAUUAAGUUAUAAUGAGUGGCUGAAUUUCUCCAUGAUGGAAAAAUUUGUAUAAAGAAGAGACAUCUCUUCCUCUAUAUGUAUAUUUCUCGUCUCUUUUAUUCCUUCUACUAUGAUUUGUUUCUCUGAAAGAAAAGUGGCUUAAAGUAAAAAGGCUCAGAAUGGAUUUGGCUUUC
Messenger RNA from Ricinus communis (castor bean), 1473 nucleotides. RefSeq names its product 2-oxoglutarate-dependent dioxygenase 19. The transcript has 4 exons. The record is from RefSeq and is a predicted model, not a curated record. Lineage: Eukaryota; Viridiplantae; Streptophyta; Magnoliopsida; Malpighiales; Euphorbiaceae. The coding region runs from base 200 to 1180 and encodes 326 amino acids.